AUGUCCGCGCUCGCCGAGCAGCAUAACAAAGUCAAAUAUUUGACAGAUUCAGAGGUAAUUAAACGUCCACCACUUCAUCCCCUGCCAAUGGCCUUUUCAGUCGAGCUCGAACCGGGUAGUGAACCGGGUAGGCCGGACUUGCUGAUUGUAGAAUCUCUUGAUUCUGGCAAUGACUCUGGCGAGGGUGCAGCGGCUUAG
Neurospora hispaniola is the source of this 198-nucleotide messenger RNA. RefSeq lists its product as uncharacterized. The transcript has 2 exons. The record is from RefSeq and is a predicted model, not a curated record. Bases 1 to 198 code for a protein of 65 amino acids. NCBI's taxonomy places the organism in Eukaryota, Fungi, Ascomycota, Sordariomycetes, Sordariales, Sordariaceae.